Molecule: messenger RNA, 1192 nt
Organism: Paramecium pentaurelia
Lineage: Eukaryota; Ciliophora; Oligohymenophorea; Peniculida; Parameciidae
Source: the annotation of a GenBank genome assembly
AUGCUAUAAUUUAGAGGAUUCAUGAUUUUUGAUUUAAAAAGGUCAAUAUUUUUCUUUGAAAUGCGAAGAGAUAUUGAAUUAGACUUUAAGUGGUUUACUUUAUAGAAAGAAAUUAGAAAGAAAUUUAUUGAUUAAGAUGUUUUAGAGGAUAAAGUGUUAGAGAUGUAUUCUGGUUAUGGAAAAGUAAGAGGUAAAUUUGAUGAUUUUUAAAGUAUUUUCAUUAUUAUAUAAUAGAAAGGUUUCUAAUUCUAAUAGCCUAAAAUUCAGUUGAGGAUAUUUAUUUAGCUGAACUAUUAAAUGAAAUUUUUGCCAUUUUAAUCGUCUAAGAACAUUAUAAUAAGGUAUAUCACUUCUUAUAUACAGUUCUUCAAAGAAGAGUUAGAAUUCUAAGGUUUUUUUGAGGUUGAAAAGAAAAUAUAAGAAAAAGAAUAUUAUUUAAACUAAAACUCUUAUUCAAAGCAUGUUAUCCCCAGUCUUUUCUAAUAAAUUUAAUAAUAUAAAGAACUUUCAAGUUCUAAUGAUUUAGAUUAAUUAUUGGAUGAAUAGCAAUAAUCUGACUCCUUUUCAUAAAAAUAAAUAAUUUAUAAAGGAUUCACAAUUUUUGAUACAUUUAGAUAAUGCUUUUAUAUGUUAAUUAAAAGAGGAUUUGCAAAUGACAAUUUAUGGAAGAUGUAAAGAAUGCAAAUAUAAUAAUUUCUAUUACAGAGAUCAAAGAAUCCAUUAUAACACUUCUUUUUGAAUUCUGAAAUGGGCUAAUUCUUAUUUGAGUAUGAUAUUUAGGCAAGUAAAUAAUUUAGACUAAAUAUCUAGAAAAUUAUUUUAUACUUAUUACAAAUUCAUCAUCAGCCUAACAUCCGCAAUGUUAAUUACUUUAAAAAUUAAAAGCCUUAGUUUAAAGAAUACCAAACUAUUAAAAAGUAAAAAAAAUAAAAAUAAUUAGUUAUAUAAACCAGAAUUAGAAAAUAAUUUAAAAUAGCAAUUAUUAGGAGUAAUUGAAGCUGAGGAAAGAAUUUAUUAUUAAAUAUACUGUCCUAAUUGGAUUGAAAAAGAAAAGAAAAUAAACAGAAAAAUAAUAAAAUAAAGAGGACUUACAGAAAUGUCAUUUAAAAAUGAUGGAAUAAUGUGCUUUGAUGAAUUUUCAUUAACAGAUUAUCUAAGUUAGAGAGAUAAAUUUGUGCCUGAUUUUUUGUGA